This is a messenger RNA of Diatraea saccharalis (sugarcane borer), 3033 nucleotides long. NCBI's taxonomy places the organism in Eukaryota, Metazoa, Arthropoda, Insecta, Lepidoptera, Crambidae. The record is from the annotation of a GenBank genome assembly.
AUGGCUGCCCAGCCACCGCGACCACCUUCCAACAACCUACUGUUUUGUGGGCCACCACCUGAUUUACCACUCGUGGUGUUGUUACCCAGUAAUACUACCCGUGAUAAUUGUAAUUUCGAUGCUUCGUCAGAUGCUGAAAUAAGGCAAACAAACGCCGCUGAUACUUUAAACGAAAUAAACAACGUGGGUGUACCUACAUACGAAAAUCUUUACGAAAAUCAAGAAGAACUCUUUGACUUUCCACACGAAAUUGUCACAGAACAUCAAUUACCUCAGGACAACUAUUUUCGUAGAACUCAUAGCUUUGAUAUUUGUGACUUGUAUACAUCACCAACAGAUGUGGAUUUGAGUACGUUACGUCGUGGACGAUCAGAACCUGAUUUAUCAAAAUAUGGAAUGUUCCAUGCGGCCGAAAUUACUGUUGAACAAUUUGAACCAAUGCAACCGGCUCCACUUGUUCUCAAUAAUCCAUUUUAUGAUGGCUCUUAUGCUUUAGAUCCUACACAAUUAAAUAAUAGUAUGGUAGUACUACCUGAAAACUAUUUAGCUUUUGAAGAUUCUUUUGUGCCAACUUUUGAUUAUAAGCCGGAGCUGCUUAUUAAUAAUUUUAAUCCUGGACUUUACUACGAUGGAAUGCCCAUGGUUCCUCCAAACGAUCCCUGGUCAAUAUAUGGAGCUGAUAGUUCUACACUGGAUUACUAUCCGUCUCAUUUUGAAACAUCAAUUGGAGAUCAGGAGGUCAUACAAUAUAUGCCAUUGACUGACUUAGAAUAUGCGAUUCCUCAGUAUAUGAGUUUGCCGGUAGUAGAGCAAGCGAAGCUUGAAACAUUUGUAGAUAAUAACAAUAGUAAUUCUGAAGAAACUAGCACAUCGAAUGUUGAAAGUAUAAGUGAAGUGUGUACAAACUUACCACAAGAUGUAAGCGCGGAUUUGGUAGUUCUUAGUAACACUGUGAGUGACGAUGAAAAAGUGAUAGAAAUUUAUAACAGGGAACCGUCAACACAAAGUGAUGAAUCUCUUAAUGCUGACAUUUCCAACGAUGUAACAUCUAGUUUAGCUUUCGUUCCCAGUAGUAAAUAUUCACCAAAUAGGCCUCAAGGAAAUAAUGCGGAUGAUACUAGUAAUGAUACUUCUCCAUGUUCCACUGAUUAUCACGAAGCGUCUGCUUUGGAUAUAGUGCAAAGUCUUGAUGAGUCAUCAUGUUGUGAUAGUGAUUAUUCACAAAGUAGAGAUGAUGCUUCACCGGCUGCAAUAGAUCUUCAAAAGGAAACACAUACACAGGUACUCCAAGCAAUACAACAGUCAAGUGAAACAUUUAAAGGACAAAGUGAAAUAAGUGGACUUCAAAAAGUUCCUUCUAAUGUGCCACUGGGCAAUCUACCUCUUAGUAAAUUACCAUCCAUUCCACUUCACGACACAUUACCAACAAAAUCACAACCAAUACUAAAUGAAGUAGCUCAUAUCGAAGAUACAAAAACUGAUAAAUCAAAAAUAAUAGCUUUAAAUUCUACAGAAUAUGUAACUGAAUCGAAUAAAUCAAGCAACGCAAAAAGCACUGACCAUGCUUUAGAUAGCGUUAUAUCUGAGAAUGUAAAAGUGAACGACAAUGCUACAAAUUUUCGGCAACCACCACAACCACCCGCUGUGCCACCUUCUUGGUUACCUAAGAAACCUCCAAGUGAUGUCAUGCGAAACUCUACGCAAACUGCCCCACAAAUUAAUAUACAAAAUGCAGAUGGUCACUCGAUCAUAGACAAGAGUCCUAAAUCCACUACUAAUGUUGUUGCUUCAAACCACCAAGAAGGAGCAGAACCUCAACCAUCAUGUUCAUAUGCAGCGCCAAGAUUACCACUGCCUGUAACUCAACUCAAGCCAGAUACACAGCCAAAGGAUGUGGAGACCUCGCGCGCACGCUCCUCCGUCAAGGACGACAGAGACGGACACCUCGUCUACUGGCCCGGAUAUGUCAUGGGAGCGAGAUACAAAAUCAUCGACACGCUCGGUGAAGGCACCUUCGGCAAGGUGGUGGAGGUGAAGGAUUUGGAAAUGGAGCACAGAAUGGCUUUGAAGAUAAUCAAGAACGUCGAGAAGUACAGAGAGGCUGCAAAACUAGAGAUUAACGUAUUAGAGAAGUUAGCUGAAGUGGAUCCUGAUUGUAAACACUUAUGUGUGAAAAUGUUAGACUGGUUUGAAUACCAUGGCCACAUGUGCAUCGCGUUUGAAAUGCUCGGGCAAAGUGUAUUUGACUUCUUGGAAAACAACAAUUACCAGCCGUACCCGUUGGAGCAGGUGCGGCACAUCGCGUACCAGCUCGUAUACAGCGUACUGUUCCUGCACGACAACAAACUCACUCACACCGACCUCAAACCUGAGAACAUACUGUUUGUCGACAGCGACUACGAGGUCGUCAACGUCUAUAGCAGUUCCAAGAAGACUCACGAUCUUCUACGUGUAAAGCGCAGCGACGUCCGACUGAUAGACUUCGGUAGCGCCACAUUUGACCACGAAUACCACAGCACUAUUGUAUCCACGCGCCAUUACAGAGCACCAGAGGUCAUUUUAGAGCUCGGGUGGGCACAACCCUGCGACGUGUGGUCCAUCGGUUGUAUAAUGUUCGAGCUCCAUCUCGGCAUCACGCUGUUCCAGACCCACGACAAUCGGGAACAUCUCGCCAUGAUGGAACGCAUCCUAGGACCCAUCCCUUACAGAAUGGCGAGAAAAACAAGGACAAAAUAUUUCUACCACGGCAAAUUAGACUGGGACGAAAAAUCGUCAGCGGGCAGAUAUGUUAGAGAAAAGUGUAAACCUUUAUUGAGGUAUAUGCAGAGUACUAGCGAGGAGCACCGGCAGCUGUUCGACCUGAUCUCCCGCAUGCUGGAGUACGAGCCCGCGCAACGCAUCACGCUUCGUGACGCUCUGCAUCAUCCCUUCUUCGCUAAGUUGCCGCCACACCAGCGAUUAGGCAAUGACCGGUCGCGGUGCAACGGUGAGAGUUCUGGUUCGCGCGAGAGAUCGCACUCCCUCAGCAGGUGA